Molecule: messenger RNA, 1203 nt
Organism: Trichoderma asperellum CBS 433.97
Lineage: Eukaryota; Fungi; Ascomycota; Sordariomycetes; Hypocreales; Hypocreaceae
Gene: RPS3
Product: 40S ribosomal protein uS3
Biological process (GO): translation
Cellular component (GO): nucleus; cytosolic small ribosomal subunit
Molecular function (GO): structural constituent of ribosome; RNA binding
Source: RefSeq, a predicted model, not a curated record
CGGAAAUGACCUCGCUUGUUUGCGCUAACGUUCCGCUACGCUUAGGACUAGCGCCAGGUACGUACCUCGCUCAAAAAUCAGCGAAAAAUACCUGAAUUGAAAAAAAAAAGUCCCGGCUUAGGGCUCAACCCACACAAAGGGAAAAUUGGUGGAAGCGCCAAACCGCUCGAGGCCACUCCAACAGCUCUCCUCGCCCGCAGCCCUCCAAGUGCCCGUCUUUGGAAACCCGCGAACUUUCUCCCUCAACAAGACAGAAUUUCCAGUCAACAACAGACUCGAAAAGAAUUCAAAAUGUCCCACCCUGGUGCUCAGAUCUCCAAGCGGAGAAAGUUCGUCGCUGACGGUGUCUUCUACGCCGAGCUCAACGAGUUCUUCCAGCGUGAGCUCGCCGAGGAGGGCUACUCCGGCGUCGAGGUCCGCGUCACUCCCACCGUCACCGACAUCAUCGUCCGCGCCACCCACACCCAGGAGGUCCUCGGCGAGCAGGGCCGCCGCAUCCGCGAGCUCACCUCCCUGAUCCAGAAGCGCUUCAAGUUCCCCGAGAACUCUGUCUCCCUCUACGCCGCAAAGGUCCAGAACCGCGGUCUGUCCGCCGUCGCCCAGUGCGAGUCCCUGCGCUACAAGCUGCUCAACGGCCUGGCCGUCCGCCGUGCCUGCUAUGGUGUCCUGCGCUUCAUCAUGGAGUCCGGCGCCAAGGGUUGCGAGGUUGUCGUCUCCGGCAAGCUCCGUGCCGCCCGUGCCAAGUCCAUGAAGUUCACCGACGGCUUCAUGAUCCACUCUGGCCAGCCCGCCAAGGACUUCAUCGACAGCGCCACCCGCCACGUCCUGCUCCGCCAGGGUGUCCUGGGUAUCAAGGUCAAGAUCAUGCGCGGCUCCGACCCCGAGGGCAAGGCCGGCCCCCAGAAGUCUCUCCCCGACGCCGUCACCAUCAUCGAGCCCAAGGACGAGCCUGCCGUUCUCCAGCCCGUCAGCCAGGACUACGGUGCCAAGGCCGCCCAGGCCCAGGCCAGCCAGGAUGCGCGAGUUGCUGAGCAGGAGGGUGCCGCUGAGGAGGAGGCCCAGCCCGCUGCUGAGGAGCAGUAGGAAGCUGGCUCAGGAGCUGGUUGGUAAAAAACGGGUUGGAGGAGGAGUCUUUUCUUUUUUUGUAUGUGCAUGAUGAGGGAAAUCCAGAGAGAAGAAGAAACCAACAAAGAAAGGAAGACG